Molecule: messenger RNA, 1732 nt
Organism: Solanum pennellii
Lineage: Eukaryota; Viridiplantae; Streptophyta; Magnoliopsida; Solanales; Solanaceae
Product: inactive leucine-rich repeat receptor-like protein kinase CORYNE
Exons: 2
Coding region: 176-1306 (376 amino acids)
Biological process (GO): protein phosphorylation
Molecular function (GO): ATP binding; protein kinase activity
Source: RefSeq, a predicted model, not a curated record
UUUAUAUUCUUUUAAAAUUAGUAGCUUUUUCAGCAAAAGAUUUUUGUUCUUCAAGAUUCGUUUCAGAAAGAGAAAAAAAGAAAGAAAAUGGUCACAUUGUCGUCCUUGUGUAAACAUUCAGAGGACUGAACCCUAAACUUGCCGACUCACAGAGUAAAAACAACCCUAGUUUUCCAUGGGCACAGUUCUCAAGCUUUGUUUUUUGUGUCUACAAUUAAUCUCUGUGCAUUGCCAUGGAAGGAUACUCAAGGAUGAUAACUCUUCAUCUGAUCUGUUCAAAAACAGAUUUCAAAGGAUUUUUCUGAGUAUACUUUUUGGUAUGUUUACAGGUUUGAUUUGUGCACUUGUUUUUGCUUGGCUUGUUCGGAGUUUUGUUCGUUACAUUAACAAAGCCCCAAUUCUUAAAGGCCCUGUUGUAUUUUCUCCUAAAAUUCCACCUAAAACUCUGCAAUCAGCUCUUGAUAAUGAUACCCAGUUGAUUGGGUCAAGUAAUUCUGGAAAAUAUUUCAGAACUGUUCUUGAUAAUGGGCUUACUGUUGCUGUUAAGAGAAUGGAACCUGGUUCUCCACAGUUACACACUAAGUCAUUUAAGAGAAGAAUACAACAUGAACUUGAACUUAUUGCUGGUUUAAGGCAUAGGAAUUUGAUGAGUUUAAGGGCGUAUGUUCGUGAAUCGAAUACGUUCUUUUUGGUUUAUGAUUAUGUAAACAGUGGAAGUCUUGAAGAUGUGAUGAAUAAAGUUAGGGAAAAUCAAUUGCAACUUACUUGGGAAGUUAGGUUACGAAUUGCAGUUGGGAUUGUUAAGGCUCUUCAGUAUCUUCAUUUCUCUUGUAAUCCUACAGUUUUGCAUCGGAAUUUGAAGCCCACAAAUGUAAUGUUGGAUGCUGAGUUUGAGCCCAGGUUGGCUGAUUGCGGUUUGGCUAAAAUCAUUCCCACUUUAAAUCUCCCUGCUGCAUCAAACUAUGGUCCUCCAGAAUCUUUCCAGAGUUGCAGCAGGUAUACUGAUAAGAGUGACGUAUUUAGCUUUGGGGUUAUAUUGGGUGUUCUAUUAACUGGAAAGUACCCAACAGAUCCCUUCUUUGGGGAUACAUCUACAGGAGGAAGUUUAGCAUGUUGGCUUCAACGUUUGCAGGAAGCAGGCGAUGCUCGAGAAGCAUUGGAUAAGAGUAUUCUAGGGGAAGAGGUUGAGGAAGAUGAGAUGUUAAUGGCAGUAAAAAUAGCAGUUGUAUGCUUAUCAGACAUGCCUGCUGAUCGACCUUCCAGUGAUGAGCUCGUUUCCAUGCUCACCCAAUUAAAUAGCUUCUAAAGCAGUCAAGGAUUCAAAUAAUCUUUAAGGUUGUUCUUUUGGCUUUCUAAGGUGAUAGUUUGUUGUACGUUGAAGCAUAUCCUUUUGGUAGGUGAACAACGCCUUUUGGUUAUCGCAAUGUAGUUAGCUCAUUCAGGAGAUAUGACUGAUCUGAAGUACUUUUUACCUCUGGAAACAGAGCUGAAACUUGAGAAAGCACUUGAACAAUUAUCGGUAACAGCUUCAUUUUGCCAGGAUUGAUUGACCUGUGUAUGUAAAUUUUGAGUAAUGUUGUUAAUUAAAUGAUGUUUGUUUUAGGAAGUAUUUGCUAACAAGAAGAGAAUAUGUAACAAAUGCACUGGCAUUACAGUAGUUUGUGAACAUUGGAGACAUUUGCAUUGAUAUUGUUUUAACCUUUUGUUAAUGACAGUGUGUUUUGUGGGGUUA